Lethenteron reissneri (Far Eastern brook lamprey) is the source of this 2568-nucleotide messenger RNA. RefSeq names its product RNA sensor RIG-I (gene RIGI). Gene Ontology annotation, cellular component: cytoplasm. Lineage: Eukaryota; Metazoa; Chordata; Hyperoartia; Petromyzontiformes; Petromyzontidae. Gene Ontology annotation, biological process: antiviral innate immune response; cytoplasmic pattern recognition receptor signaling pathway. Gene Ontology annotation, molecular function: single-stranded RNA binding; zinc ion binding; ATP binding. The record is from RefSeq and is a predicted model, not a curated record.
UUACAUUUUUUACUUAACAGGGAAAGAAGAGUAUCGUGAUGAAGAUGUACAAGAUGAAUCUUUCCAGUACGGGGAGGACAUAGAGAAGCAAGAUUGUGGAGCUGUGGACCAUGGUAAUGAAUCAUCCCAAAUGAACGUUGAUGACAAAGAAUCUGCACUCGCAAAACCAGCGGAACAAGUGAUAUCAAUUGAUGAGCCCAAGUCUGUGAUGUGUGGAAAUGUAUCGCUACGACAGUAUCAGGCUGAACUCGCAGAGUCUGCUCUCAAGGGAGAGAACUCCAUCAUCGUUGCCCCUACAGACAGUGGCAAGACGUUUGUGGCUUUGGCAAUCUGUGACGAGCACCUGAAGCAGCGCUCCGGAAAAGGCCCGAAGGUGAUCUUUCUGGCACCGACACUGCCUGUGUUCCAACAACAAUACGAACGCUUCCGCAAGCACUAUCAGGACGAGAGCAACAUGGUGUCCGUGGGCCGCGUGGCUGGAGGAGCCGAAGCCCCCGAGCCCCUAGAUCUGCAGCUGAUGAACAAUGACGUUCUGAUCAUGACACCGCAGACACUGCUCAAUGGGCUCGAGAAAACAAAGGUUUGCGCCAUCACGGAUUUCAGCCUCAUCAUCUUCGACGAGUGCCACCACACCUGUAAGAACCACCCCUACAACGUAAUCAUGCAGCAUUACCUCAGGGUCAAGCAUGGACCCAGUGCUCAACCACUGCCACAGAUCGUGGGCCUUACAGCCUCUGUCGGAGUUGGAGAAAAUAAGAGCUUGAAAGGGGCAAUUGAUCAUAUCUUAAUGCUGUGCGCCAACAUGGAUGCUUGUGUCAUAUCCACUGUUCGGAGGAAUCUCAAAGAGCUCGCUCAGUUUGUGCCCAUAGCACAGCACAAUAUCCUACAGGUUGGGAGACGUCGUGCCGACCCAUUUGCAGACAUCAUCAAAGAUAUUAUGGCCAAAGUGGAGGACCUCUUAUUUUCCCUGAACUUACCAGAUUCGGGGCCCGAGCUGAAGAAAGGAAACGAAUGCGGCACACAGCAGUAUGAGCAGUGGGUGAUACAAGUGCAGAGGGAGGGGAGCAAGAUCUCCAUUGCGGACGACAAGGAGCUGGAGCAGAAAUUGUGCUGGUCCAUCUUCUCGUGCACAAGCCACCUGCGGAAGUACAAUGACGCUUUGUUUAUUAAUGAGGAUACAAGAGCUAAGGAUGCAAUGAACUAUCUUCAGAAAUUCUUUGCAUCGAUGGAUUCUAAAGGUUUCAUUGACAUAGAUGAAACACUCGUCAACUUUUUUAAAGAAAAGCUUUGCGAUCUGGAGUCAUGUCUGAACAAUCCUGAAAAUGAAAAUCCGAAGCUCCUCAAACUGGAGGAAAUACUGCGGAGCGAAUACCGGAUCAAUGCUGCAACCAAAUCCAUCCUCUUUGUGAAAACACGUGCCAUCUCCGAGGCAAUGGAGAGUUGGAUCAAUGAAAUUCAAACAGAGUUGCCUCAUCUCAAGCCCUCCAAGCUCAUAGGACGGGCUAAAAGCAAACAACAUGAAGGAAUGACUCUAAAUCAGCAGUCGGGGGCUGUGCACGAAUUCCGAGAGGAGCAGGGAAGCAAUCUGCUCAUCGCAACGAGCGUGGCGGACGAGGGCCUUGACAUCCAGCGCUGCAACCUGGUGCUGCUGUACGACUACGUGGGCAAUGUCAUCAAGAGCGUGCAAACUCGCGGACGAGGCCGCGCAGAAAACAGCAAGUGUAUGCUGAUCACCACCUUGAAGGGUGGCCUGGCAGAAAAAGAGAAGGUGAACCUUCUGAUGGAGAAGGUCAUGUACACCGCUAUCGAGAAUGUACAGAAGCUUGACUAUGGCACCAGGGCUGAAAAGAUGGAAAGCUUGCAAAAGGCCACCCUGAGUUCUGCCGAAUUUCAGCGCAUGCUGCAGGGAUUUAAAAAGCCAGAGGGAGACAUCUACUUGCUGAAAUGCAUCAAGUGCAAAGAACUAGUCUGCAAAUCAAGCGACAUCCGCUUAGUUGAGAAUACACACUACACUGUGAUUUCUUCUGCCUUCAUGGAGAUGGUAGUCCAAAACCCCCACAAAAAACCUGUGUGUUUUGAUGGAAUCAGCAAGAUUGGAAAAAUCCAGCAUAAGAAAUGCACGAAAGAUUGGGGGAUAAUGGCCAUCUACAAGGGCUUGCAGUUUCCCUUCAUCAAGAUCCAGAGCUUCAUUUUCAAGAAGGAGAAUAGCGACGUUCAGCUCGUCCUCAACAAGUGGAGAGAUUUUCCAGGAAUAAUUUCAGUGCUCUCUGUUGAGGAAAUUGGACAGAUCGGGGAAAAUGUCCUUUUGGCUGAGUAACUUGCCAUCGGAUGCUUAUUUUAUUGCUGCACUAAUAUGGAUUGGCAAAUGUUCAAAUGUGCUUCUUUAUACCCUUACAGCGACUUUAUGGUGUACCGCAAGAGGUAUAAUAUAUUGUUUGGAUUUUUGUGUGAGCUUAAAGAUGUUAAAAAUAGGGUUUUAAUUAUUGCAUGACAUACAAAUUUGAGGGUUUUAAUACUUAAACGUAAGUUAUAUACAUAUGUAAUAAAAGGACUCGGACACUUCCUUCU